GACGGUGUUGUUCGCGGGCCAGCAGAUUCCCAAGAGUCCGUUUUGAGGUGAACGUGGACAAGGCACUGGGCGACGCCUCCAAGGUCACCGCCAAAGGCCCCGGCAUCGAACCCGUGGGCAACAUCGCCAACAAACCGACCUACUUCGAUAUUUACACUGCAGGUGCCGGCGUGGGCGACGUGACGGCGAUGAUCAGAGACCCUCAGGGGCGGCAGAACAGCGUGGAGGUCAUGAUGGAGGACAAGGGCGACAGCGUGUACCGCUGCACCUACCGGCCCACGCAGGCCGGCCCGCACGCCGUCGCCGUCACCUUCGGGGGCGUCGCCAUCCCCAAGAGCCCCUUCAGCGUCGACGUGGGGCCUGCCUGUGUUCCCGGGGCGUGCAGGGCGACAGGUCGGGGUCUGCAGCCCUCUGGCUUGAGGGUGAGACAGGUGGGAGACUUCAAGGUGGACACGAGGACGGCCGGCAGCGGGGAGCUGAAGGUUCUGGUCAAAGGACCGAAGGGCGUCGAGGAGCCGGUGAAGCAGACCGCCGCUCAGGACGGUGUGUAUUCCUACGAGUAUCACCCCACCAGCCCUGGAAAAUACUCGGUGUCCAUCACCUGGGGCGGGCAGCACAUCCCAAAGAGUCCGUUCGAGGUGGCGGUGGGUUCGGAGGCGGGGCCUCAGCAGAUCAGGGCGUGGGGUCCCGGCCUGGAGGGGGGCAUUGUGGGUAAACCGGCGGCCUUCGUCGUGGAGUCCAUCGGCACCGACGUCGGGGUGCUGGGUUUCGCCAUCGAGGGGCCGUCCCAGGCCAAGAUCGAGUGCGAGGACCAGAACGACGGGUCAUGUGACGUCCGCUACUGGCCCACGGAGGCGGGCGAGUACGCCGUGCACGUCACCUGCGACGAGCAGGACAUCGAGCUCAGCCCCUUCAUGGCGCUCGUCGUCCCCGACAACCGCAGCAGCGACCCCGACAAGGUGCAGGCCUUCGGUCCGGGUCUGGAGAAGAGCGGCUGCCUGGUCAACCAGCCGGCCGAGUUCACUGUCAACGCAAAGGAUGCUGGGAAAGGACCUCUGAAAAUCACCGUUCAGGACGCCGAGGGCCUCCCCGUAGAGGUGAAGGUGAGGAGUAAAGGCGAGGGGGUGUACGCCUGCUCCUACGCUCCGGCCUCGCCGCUCAAACACACCGUGGCCGUGGCCUGGGCCGGCGUCGGCGUCCCCGGCAGCCCCUUCCGGGUGAACAUCGGUAAAGGCAGCCACCCCGACAUGGUGAAGGUGUUCGGGCCCGGAGUGGAGAGGAGCGGACUGAAGGCCAACGAGCCCACACACUUCACCGUGGACUGCACCGGAGCUGGAGAAGGUGAUGUCAGUGUGGGUAUUAAGUGCGAUGCCAACAUGGUCGGUGACAAAGAGGCCGACGUCGACUUCGACAUCAUCACCAACGCCAACGACACGUUCACCGUCAAAUACAUCCCCCCCGCCGCCGGGAGGCUCACCAUCAAAGUCCUGUUCACUGAUAAGGAAGUCCCACAGAGCCCCUUCAGGGUCAAAGUGGAGCCUUCCCAUGAUGCCUCAAAGGUGAAGGCAGAGGGACCCGGACUGGCUCGCACCGGUGUGGAGAGUGGGAAGCCGACUCACUUCACGGUGGUGACUAAAGGAGCAGGUAAAGCUCCGCUGGACGUUUCGUUCUCUGCCCCCGUCAGCGACUUCGACAUCAUCGACAACUACGACUACUCCCAGACCGUCAAAUACACACCUGUGCAGAAGGGGGAGAUGGCGAUCACGGUGAAGUUUGGUGGCGAUCCCGUCGCUAAGAGCCCGUUCACCGUCGGCGUGGCCGCCCCGCUGGACCUCAGCAGGGUCACCGUGGACGACCUGGAAGGACGAGUGGAGGUCGGUCAGGACCAGACGUUUGUUGUGGACACCAAAGGAGCAGGAGGUCAGGGUCAGCUGGAGGUGGCGGUGCUGAGCCCCAGCCAGCGGGCGCUGCCCUGCACCGUGGAGCCCCAGCCCGGCAAGGCCGACUGCAAGGUGGUCCGCUACAAACCCACGGAGGAGGGAGUCCACGCCGUCAACGUGUCCUACGACGGACACCCCAUCCCGGGGAGCCCCUUCCCCGUGGAGGCCCAGCUGCCCCCAGACCCCAGCAAGGUGAAGGCGUUCGGUCCCGGGCUGAAGGGCGGCUUGGUGGGAAACCCGGCGGAGUUCACCAUCGACACCAAGGGCGCCGGCACCGGGGGCCUGGGGCUGACGGUGGAGGGGCCCACCGAGGCCAAGAUCGAGUGCUCGGACAACGGGGACGGGACGUGCUCCGUGUCCUACCUGCCCACGGAGCCCGGAGACUACCUGGUCAACAUCCUGUUCGAGGACGUGCACGUGCCGGGCUCGCCGUUCAAGGCCGACAUCCAGAUGCCCUUUGACCCCUCGAAGGUGGUGGCCUCGGGGGCGGGGCUGAAGAGAGCCAAGGUUGGAGAGGCGAGUGUGGUGAACGUGGACUGUUCCCGGGCCGGACCAGGAGAGCUGAGCCUGGAGGCGGCGCUCGACCCCCCAACCAGCCCAACGGGAUCUCUCCCUGGAGCCGGAGCAAAGGCCAAGACGGAGGUGGUGGACAACAAGGACGGGACGUACACGGUGACCUACGUGCCCCUGACGGCCGGCAUGUACACCCUCCUGCUGAAGUACGGGGGCAAGGCCGUGCCCGGCUUCCCCGCCAAGGUCAUGGUGGAUCCCGCCGUCGACACCUCCAAGGUCAAGGUGUUUGGUCCUGGAGUGGAAGGACAAGCUGUUUUCAGAGAAGCCACCACGGAGUUCACGGUGGACGCUCGGCCCCUGAGCCGGCGGGGCGGCGACCACGUGAAGGCGCAGGUCAAGAACCCGUCCGGGGCGCUGACGGACUGCGUGGUCACCGACAACGCCGACGGCACCUACGGCGUCGAGUACACGCCGUACGAGAACGGCGUCCACAGUGUUCAGGUUCUGUACGACGACACUCCGGUUCCCAAGAGCCCGUUCAGGGUGUCGGUGUCGGAGGGAUGCGACCCCAGCAGGGUGGUGGCCACCGGCCCGGGACUGCAGCACGCCCUGACCGACAAGCCCAACAACUUCAACAUCGUCACCAGAGGGGCCGGUAUCGGCGGGCUGGGCAUCACGGUGGAGGGCCCGUCUGAGUCCAAGAUGUCCUGUAAGGAUAACAAAGACGGCAGCUGCAGCGUGGAGUACGUCCCGUUCACCGCCGGCCUCUACGACGUCAACAUCACCUACGGGGGGCAGCACAUCCCAGGAAGCCCCUUCAAGGUCCCGGUAAAGGACGUGGUCGACUCCAGCAAGGUGAAGGUGUCGGGCCCCGGCGUGGGCUCAGGGGUCCGGGCUAACAUCCCACAAUCCUUCACGGUGGACUGCAGCAAGGCCGGCGUGGCCCCGCUGGCUGUGGCUGUCACUGCACCCAAAGGUGUGGCUGAGCCGGUGGAGGUGGUGGAUAACGGCGACGGGACACACACUGUGUGUUACACUCCCUCAGUGGAGGGGCCGUACUCUGUGGCCGUGCAGUACGCCGACCAGGACGUCCCGCGCAGUCCCUUCAAGUUCCGCGUUUUGCCGACUCAUGAUGCCAGCAAGGUGCGAGCCAGCGGCCCCGGCCUGACCAGCGGCGUCCCGGCCAGCUUCCCCGUCGAGUUCAGCAUCGACGCCAAGGACGCCGGACAGGGCCAGCUCACCGUGCUCAUCACCGACCAGGACGGUAAGCCCAAGCAGACCAGUAUCCAUGACAACGGCGACGGCACGUACCGCGUGUCGUACGUCCCGGACCGCGUGGGCCGCUACACCAUCGUCAUCAAGUACGGCGACGACGACAUCCCCGCCUCGCCGUACCGCGUCCGAGCCACGGCCACCGGAGACGCCAGCAAGUGCACCGUCUCCGGUCCCGGGGUGGGCCCCACCGUGGCCAUCGGCGAGGAGCUGGGCCUGGUGGUGAACGCCAAGGCGGCGGGGAAGGGGAAGGUGUGCUGCGUGGUGGUGCAGCCGGACGGCAGCGAGGUGGAGGCCGAGGUGCUGGAGAACGAGGACGGCACCUUCGACAUCUUCUACACGGCCCCCGCCCCCGGGAACUACUUCAUCUACGUGCGCUUCGGGGGGGAGAACGUCCCCCGCAGCCCCUUCAAGGUCAUGGCUACUGAUGAGGUUGUUCCCAUGAUGCAACAGCAGACGUCUCUACAGCAACAGGCUCCUCCCCCUGGAGCGGGCUUCCAGCCCUGGGUGACAUCAGACGGCUACCGGCCAAUCAGCAGCAGCGUGAACGGAAGCGGCUUCAGACCGUUUGACAUGGUGAUCCCGUUCUCCUUCAGGAAAGGAGAAAUCACUGGUGAGGUGCUGAUGCCUUCAGGUAAAUCGGCUCAGCCUCUGAUCUCGGACAACCUGGACGGGACGGUCACGGUUCAGUACUCGCCCACCGAGGCCGGCCUGCACGAGAUGCAUAUCAAGUACAAUGGCACACACAUCCCAGAGUCUCCGCUCCAGUUCUAUGUGAACCAUGCCAGCAGUCCCAGCGUCACGGCGUACGGUCCCGGCCUGAGCUACGGAGUCGCCAACAAGCCGGCCUCGUUCAUCGUGUACACCGAGGACGCCGCCGAGGGAGGUCUGGACCUGGCCAUCGAGGGUCCGUCCAAAGCGGAGAUCAGCUGCGUGGACAACAAGGACGGGACGUGCAGCGUCAGCUACCUGCCCACGCUGCCCGGCGACUACAACAUCCUGGUGCGCUACAACGACAAGCACAUCGCCGGUAGCCCCUUCACCGCCAGGAUCACCGAGGACAACCAGCGGCGGUCCCAAGUGAAGCUGGGCUCGGCGGCAGACUUCUCUCUGGACAUCAUGGAGACGGACCUGAGCCUGCUGACGGCCAGCAUCACCUCGCCGUCGGGCCGGGACGAGCCCUGCCUGCUCAAGAGGAUGGCCAACAACCACAUUGGUAUCUCCUUCAUCCCCAGGGAGGUGGGCGAGCACAAGGUCAGCAUCCUGAAGAACGGGCGCCACGUCGCCAACAGUCCCAUCACCAUCAUGGUGGUCCAGUCGGAGAUCGGAGACGCCAGCCGGGUCAAAGUUCACGGCGACGGCCUCGUCCAGGGCUCCACUUUCCAGAACUCCAGCUUCCAGGUGGACACGCGGGAGGCAGGUUACGGCGGCCUGGCUCUGUCCAUCGAGGGGCCCAGUAAGGUGGACAUCCAGACGGAGGACAUGGAGGACGGGACGUGCCGGGUGUCCUACUGUCCCACCGAGCCAGGAAACUACAUCGUGUCCAUCCGCUUCGCUGAGGAACACGUGCCAGGAAGUCCGUUCACGGUGCGGGUGGCGGGCGAGGGCCGGAUCCGGGAGAGCAUCAGCCGACGACAGAGGGCGGCGUCUGUCGCCAGCGUGGGCAGUGUGUGUGACCUCAACCUGAAGUUACCAGCGAUUGACGUACAGGAAGUCACCGCCGAGGUCACCUCCCCCUCGGGAGCCAAUCAGCCGGCAGAGCUGGUCACCGCGGGCAACGGCAACUACUGCGUGCGCUUCGUUCCCACGGAGAUGGGCGUGCACAGCGUGAGCGUGCGCUACAGGGGCAUGCACGUGCCGGGGAGCCCCUUCCAGUUCACCGUGGGGCCCCUGGGGGAGGGAGGGGCCGCCAAGGUGAGGGCAGGAGGCCCGGGGCUGGAGAGGGCACAGGCCGGGGAGCCAGCUGAGUUCAGUAUCUGGACGAGGGAGGCGGGGGCCGGCGGUCUCUCCAUCGCGGUGGAGGGCCCCAGCAGGGCCGAGAUCGCCUUCGACGACCGCAAAGACGGAUCCUGUGGCGUCACCUACAUCGCCCAGGAGCCGGGUGACUACGAGGUGUCGGUGAAGUUUAACGAGCAGCACAUCCCGGACAGCCCCUUCCUGGUCCCGGUGGUCGCUCCCGUGAACGACGCCCGCCGCCUCACUGUUACCGGCCUUCAGGAGUCAGGUCUGAAGGCGAAUCACCCAGCAUCCUUUGCGGUGCGUCUGAACGGCGCGCAGGGCAAGCUGGAGGCCAAAGUCCACAGUCCAUCUGGAGCUCUGGAGGAGUGUGCCGUGACCGAGCUGGACAGAGAGAAAUACGCGAUCCGCUUCAUCCCCCGGGAGAACGGCGUCCACUCCAUCGACGUCAAGUUCAACGGCGCUCACAUCCCAGGAAGCCCCUUCCAGGUCCGGGUGGGGGAGCCGGGGCAGACCGGAGAGCCCGGCCUGGUGUCGGCGUACGGGGCGGGGCUGGAGCGAGGCACGACAGGAACCCAGUCAGAGUUCAUCAUCAACAACAGCAAGGCGGGCCCCGGGGCCCUGGCCGUGACCAUCGAGGGCCCGUCCAAGGUGAAGAUGGACUGCCAGGAGGCUCCUGAGGGCUACAAGGUGCAGUACACGCCCAUGGCGCCCGGAAACUACACCAUCAGCAUCAAGUACGGAGGACCCAACCACAUCACCGGCAGCCCCUUCAAGGCCAAGGUCACAGGUCCUCGGCUGGUGAACGUGACCAACGCCAGUGAGAUGUCGACGCUGACGGUGGAGCCGGCGGCGCGGGCGUCCAGCAGCAGCCCGGCCCAGAGCGCCGCGCCCUGGCAGGCCGCCUCCGACGCCAGCAAGGUGCAGAGCCGCGGGCCCGGCCUCAGCAAGGCCUUCGUGGGCCAGAAGAGCAGCUUCUCCGUGGACUGCAGCAAGGCCGGUAAGAACAUGCUGCUGGUGGGCGUGACGGGGCCCCAGCUGCCCUGCGAGGAGGUGCUGGUCAAACACCUGGGCAACCUGCAGUACAACGUCAGCUACGUGCUCAAGGAGCGCGGCAGCUACGUCCUGGUGGUCAAGUGGGGCGACGACCACAUCCCGGGCUCCCCGUUCCACGUCACCGUCCCAUAAUGCACCAGCAGGACGAAAUCUCUCUUCUGCGCCAUUUUGCAUCCCUGAACACUGUCUACACUGCAAAAAAAUAAAAAGUCCAAUGAAUAAGCCACUUUAUCCAGUAUUGAAAUAAACCAUCAGGUCAAAACGUGAGGAUUUUCCUUCAGUCCUGUAACGUCAUGUUGAUUAAUGUAUUAACUUCUUUAUCUGCACUAAAUACAAGAAAAAAAAAUAAGGAAAAUAUUUUUUAAAAAGAAUAGAAAAGAAAUCCUGAUGCUGAAAAGGAUUCAGACAGAAAAUGAACAAAUGAAUGAACUUUUUAAGAGCUUUUUUUGUUUUGUUUUGUUUGUUUGUUUGUUUGUUUGUUUGCUGUGUAUCAGGGAGGCAAAAUGGCCAAAGCGACCUGAAACUGGAGCUGUGAGAGUAAAGGACAGAGAGAGGGAGAGAGGACUGAUAUUUAAGAACCAUCACAUCCAUUGAUUUUUCUUUUCUUUUUUCUUUUCUUUUUUUUUUUUUUUUUUGCUGCCCUGAAAUUGUUUUCAAUUGACAAAAAUUUGCACUUGACGAUAGUUUUUAUGCUUGAUUGGUAAAUUAAUGAUGUAAUUGCUGGUUUUUACAUGAGGAGUCAGCGGGUGAGCGUGUCCGACUCCUUCCCGCGGAUGUUUCCGGAGAAUAACUCUGGAAACGGUAAACUGGAUUUGGAGCGGGCUCGGGUGCAAACGGGCCGAUUUAGUGGAGAUUUCUUAAAGCUCCAGUUUGAUAUCAACAGUUGAAACAAAUGUCAAACCGGUUCAGACCGCCUCAGACAGGACAACACCUGCAUGUGUGCAGUGCAGCCCGAGACACAGAGCCUUUUGAUUUCAGAGGAAACAGAAAAAGUGAAAGUCAGAAGAGGCCGAGGCGGCCGCUCGCUCUUCUCUCAGCGUCUCUUUAAGAAAAGUCCAGAGCAGAAUCACUUCACCUGGAAAUGUGUUUCUUUACUACUGAUGUUUAUUGUUGUUUUCUCACUCUCCAACUCCAGUUCCCAGAAUUCCAUGUGUAAAAAGAAAAUAAUAAUAAAGUUGCCAUAACAUGACUAUUGCCAUGACUAUUUUACGUGUUAGAGCCAAUGCAGGGAGGAAAAAUAUAUUUAUAAUAUACAGUAAAAUAAAAAAAAAUUUGGAUAGUCUCUGAGAUGAAAGUAAUAAAUUUACAAGAAAAAAACUCACAAAUUUAUAAGAAAAAAAACCUUGAAAAUUCUGAGACAAUAAAGCCUCAAAUUUUUGAACCACAAAAAAAGUGAAAGUUUUUUUUCUCAUAAAUUUACAACUUCAGAGAAUUUUUGAGUUUUUUUUGUUGAAAAAAAGUUGGAUAUUCUCUGAGAUGAAAGUGAUAAAUUUACAAGAAAAAACUCACAAAUUUAUGAGAAAAAAACUUGAAAAUUCAGAGAUGAUGAAGUCGCUGAAUCCAGCUCUUGGCUCUUAGUUCCUUGACCCCAAAAAACGAAAAGAAAAACUGUUUUUCCAAGUUUUUCAAGUUUGUUUUUCUCAUAAAUUUGUGACUUUUUUAGUCUCAGAUUUUUUUAGUUUUUUUUUUUUUCAAGAAUGUGUGACUUUUUGUUUCUGUAAAUUUAUGAGUGUUUUCCCUGCGAGUUUCGGCCGAGGCUCUGUUAUUUUAUUCCUCCCUGACGCCCUGCUGCUGCUCGCUGUGCCGGGAAGCUGCCGGCUCGUGCAGCGUCUCUGCUUUGGGUUCGUGGCUGUUCUCUGUCGUGCCUUCAGCUGCAUCCAACAGGAAAAUCUGAGUUUUGAAACCGUGUGGCGCCGACCUGACGUGUUGGGUGUGUCGGUGCAGACGCCGCCGCCGCAGGUCGAGCCUCUGAACGUCAGCUCAGCGCCGCAGGGGGAAAAACUCUGAGUUUUUUGCUUAAAUUGCUGCUCCUGCAGAAACCUGGAUGUUUGUUGCCUAAUCAGUGCUAGUUUUGAUACACGAGGGGUGAGAGUAUUUUUUAUGGGGAAAAUAAAAAACUUGUUUUGGUCAUUUUGUAGUAAAGCGGCGCCGUCAUGUGACGUGGCUGCCAGAGAUGAUGUACAUUUGAUAAUUAAAGAUCAACUGGAAUAAAGAUACAGAUUCACACUUUA
Molecule: messenger RNA, 8968 nt
Organism: Myripristis murdjan (pinecone soldierfish)
Lineage: Eukaryota; Metazoa; Chordata; Actinopteri; Holocentriformes; Holocentridae
Product: filamin-B-like
Exons: 43
Coding region: 189-6869 (2226 amino acids)
Biological process (GO): actin cytoskeleton organization
Molecular function (GO): actin filament binding
Source: RefSeq, a predicted model, not a curated record